Dioscorea cayenensis subsp. rotundata (Guinea yam) is the source of this 1703-nucleotide messenger RNA. RefSeq names its product probable GTP-binding protein OBGM, mitochondrial. Gene Ontology annotation, molecular function: magnesium ion binding; GTPase activity; GTP binding. The record is from RefSeq and is a predicted model, not a curated record. Gene Ontology annotation, cellular component: mitochondrion. Lineage: Eukaryota; Viridiplantae; Streptophyta; Magnoliopsida; Dioscoreales; Dioscoreaceae.
CGCAAAAGAUCUCACCUUGAGAGCGAGAAAGAGAGAGAGAUGUGGUGGCGCCGCGCAGCGAUUGCGCACUCUGAGAAGCUAUUGAGGAAUUCAUUCAAGUCUCAAUGGCUUGCUCCUUCGUUUGCUUUCUCGGAAAUGGCGAGCAAGAAAGGAAAGGCGGCUCCUUUGCAGGAGAGGAGGAUGAGAGAUAAGUUUAGGUUGUGGGCUAAAGGAGGUGAAGGUGGGAAUGGUUGUUGGAGCUUGAGGCGCAGCCGCACUGACAGGCGUGGCAAGCCUGAUGGUGGAAAUGGAGGAAGAGGCGGGGAUGUUAUUCUCGAGUGUUCACCAGCAGUUUGGGAUUUUAGUAGUCUACAACAUCACUUGAACGCUAAAGGUGGCGGAAAUGGUGUUUCAAAGAAUAAAAUAGGGAGUUGUGGAUCUGACAAGGUUGUGCAAGUACCGGUUGGCACUGUUAUUCACUUAGUUUGCGGUGAAACUCCUUCACUUGUGGAAACUAAUUCCUUUAAAUCUUUAAAACCUUGGGAGAUUUAUGAUUCCCCGGAAGCCGAUCCAUCUAAAUCAAUCGAUUUCAGUGACAAUAAGAGCAGUGCAUCAGGCUCUCUAAAGAAGGAAAAGGUUGAUGAUAUCAGGAGUUCUUGUGGCACACCUCGAAGAUCCUGUGGAUCUUAUAUUUUAGAAGAAGUUGAAAGCAAAAGGUAUGCAGAAGUAAAUCAUACGGAGAUUAGUCACGAAGAAGAUGAUGAAGAUGCUUACGAAAUGGACUUCGAGGAGGAGGAAGAAGAAGAAGAAGAAGAAGAGAUAGUAAAUUAUUCGGUUGCAGAAUUAACACAAGCGGGACAAAGAUUAUUGGUUGCAAGAGGAGGUGAAGGUGGUCUUGGCAAUGCUUCAAUAAAAAAGGAUAACAAGUAUUUCAGAAACAGCAAAAGGUAUGAUGAUUCUUCUGAUUUGGAACACCUUGACGGCGAAGAGAAAUCUUCAUUGACAGCUGGUCAGCCUGGCACAGAAGCCGUGCUUAUAUUAGAACUUAAGAGUAUUGCGGAUGUAGGUCUUGUUGGGAUGCCGAAUGCGGGUAAAAGCACACUUUUAGGUGCUAUUUCAAGGGCGAAGCCUGCUGUUGGCCAUUAUGCCUUCACCACCCUAAGACCAAAUAUUGGAAACUUGACAUAUGAAGACUUCUUUUCGGUUACAGUGGCUGACAUUCCGGGGAUCAUUCGAGGAGCACAUGAGAAUCGAGGGUUAGGCCAUGCCUUUCUCCGGCACAUUGAACGAACAAAAGUUUUGGCCUAUGUAGUAGAUUUAGCGGCCACACUCGAUGGUAAAAUGGGUAUUACACCGUGGGAACAGCUGAGAGACUUAGUUUUGGAGCUCGAGUAUCAUCAGGAAGGUUUGUCAAAGAGACCGUCUUUAGUAGUGGCUAACAAAAUCGACGAAGAUGGUGCUGAGAGUGUGUACGAAGAAUUGAAGAGAAGGGUCAAAGGUGUUAUGAUAUUUCCUGUGUGUGCCGUCUUAGAAGAAGGUGUUCCGGAGCUAAAAGCAGGGCUCAGAAGCCUUAUAGCUGGUGGCAAACAACAAGGGCUUGAUCUUAAUAAAAUUAUGGUGGAUUAGUUUUGUUUUACAUAUGCUUGUUAAGUAAAACUUGCAAGAUGAUCCUUUUGUAUGUAUAAUAUAUAGAUCGAACUUUUUGAAUAACAGUUGAUUGACAA